AUGUAUUCCGCAAUUAGCACAAACGAGGCGUCUCGGCUCACGGCCACCCCAUUUGGCACGGCUAGCCCGGUUAGGACCACCGUUUGCCGUUUGGUUUUAGGGUCGUAUUUUAGUAGCCGGCCGCCUUUGUCCCCACUUAGGAUGAUAGUGAAUUUGGAGAUUGAAACUAUGCCAAAACUAGAGGGUCGUCGUAGGUUUUUGUCGCACGCACUUAGUUACAUGAACAACAAUCGAAAUUCCACGUACAAGAAGAGUCGUAUCAUGCUAACGAGCAGUGAUUGCAAAAUCUACAAAGCCAGUUUUUGGGCCUUCAUAUUUGACAAUCCUUCCAUCAUUAAGACCAGUGUAAGCCCCCUUAUAAACCCCGACAAAUCCUGUAUAAACCGACGCGACGUACAACGACCCACCAUGCUCGUGCACUUCCGUAACAUACGUCGCGUUAUACUCAUCAUAGAAAUUCACAGUCCGCGUAAUUUGACCUUUCGGCUCGUCAGUCUAGGGUACAAUUUUUGUAUAUUAACCGCCACCCAGAAAUCGCCCGACCAUGUUCUCUUGAUGUUGUCGGGAUUUCCCGGGAGCUCCGCGAAAACUUCUGUUUUACCGGCUCUCGGGCCCUUGAGCCAUAGCCUCGUGAUCCGGCACGCCAAGUACUCGGCUAUCAACACGAACAAGCCAUCUCGGCUCACGGCUAGGCCCGCGGGCCCCGCGAGCCCAGUGAGGACAACCGUACGUGUCUUCGUUUUCGGGUCAUAUUUGAGUAGUCUCCCGCUUUUGUCCCCACUCAUGAGGGUUUGGGUCAUGUUGCUGCCAUAA
Molecule: messenger RNA, 813 nt
Organism: Striga asiatica
Lineage: Eukaryota; Viridiplantae; Streptophyta; Magnoliopsida; Lamiales; Orobanchaceae
Source: the annotation of a GenBank genome assembly